This is a messenger RNA of Trichomycterus rosablanca, 1722 nucleotides long. RefSeq names its product sorting nexin 7 (gene snx7). Gene Ontology annotation, cellular component: phagophore assembly site; early endosome. The record is from RefSeq and is a predicted model, not a curated record. Gene Ontology annotation, biological process: protein transport; piecemeal microautophagy of the nucleus; autophagy of mitochondrion. Gene Ontology annotation, molecular function: phosphatidylinositol binding. Bases 134 to 1519 code for a protein of 461 amino acids. NCBI's taxonomy places the organism in Eukaryota, Metazoa, Chordata, Actinopteri, Siluriformes, Trichomycteridae. The transcript has 10 exons.
UUUCCGUUUCUGCGCAGUAAACUCGCUUUGCUUCGAGCUGAGUUUAGUUUUACUAUUUUACUGGGACAAGAAGCUUUAAAUAAUGAGAUAAAAGUGAUUUAAAAGUUAAUAACAGUGUUUAAUUUACUUCACGAUGAGCGCAAGUUCUGUGGACGGUGCUGCAGUUUUACCGGAAGUUUCGAGCCAAAUGUUGGAGCUGGACGAGGACGAGGAUUUAGAAGUUUUUAGUAAGGACUCAAACUUCAUGGAUGUCAGCCCUACAAAUGCUUCCAUGCCGACUUCGCCCGGCUCCAUGGUCAACCAGUACAAAUUCGAGGAAGACGAAGAGGUGCCCGACAACAAAGACAUUUUCAUCACCGUCGAUAACCCCGAGAGCCACGUGACGACCAUCGAGACGUUUAUUACCUACAGGGUUCUGACCAAGACCACUCGUGGUGAGUUUGACUCGAGCGAGUAUGAAGUCCGCAGGCGGUACCAGGACUUCCUGUGGUUAAAGGGGAAGCUGGAAGAGUCUCAUCCGACCCUUAUUGUACAUCCACUGCCAGAGAAAUUUGUGAUGAAGGGAAUGGUGGAGAGGUUCACCAACGACUUCAUCGAAACCAGAAGGAAGGCGCUGCACAAGUUUCUGAACAGGAUAGCCGACCAUCCCAUCCUGUCCUGCAGUGAGGACUUCAAGGUCUUUCUUACAGCACAAGCCUGGGAGUUGGCGUCUCAUAAGAAACAAGGCUCAAGUUUUCUAAGCAGGAUGGGCGACACGGUGCGCGCCGUGGCCGCCACCGUCCGGGGAGGGGUCAGGAACCGGCCGGAGGAGUUCACCGCCAUUCAGGACUACGUGGAGGACUUCAGUCAGAAGAUGACCUCGAUAGAUCGAGUCACCCAGCGAAUCAUCAAAGAGCAAAAAGAGUAUUUACAGGAAUUAAAGGAGUGUGGACCCAUCUACACGCUGUGGUCAGGCUCAGAGGAGGAGCUGGUGGAACCUCUGAAGCUAAUGGCCAGCUGCAUGGACAGAUGCUGUCGGGAGACUGAGGAGAGUAUGGAGCACCUGAGCAACAAUCUUCUACCGACUCUGCACGAGUAUGUGCUUUGCACCGACACCCUCAAGGCAGUACUGAGGAGACGAGACAACAUCCAAGUGGAGCUGGAGGCUAAGAACGACGCUCUGGUCAAUAAGAAGACGGACAUUGAAGCAGAGUCUACGGUGCUGAGUUUAGCGUGGGACAGCCUGGUGGGCAAAGACCCAGAGGAGGUCCAACAUCAGAAACAUCAGAAGAUAAAAGGAGAGAUGAAAGAGAUGAAGGAAGAGAUUGAUAAACUCGAGGACAAACUGGAGUUUGCCAAUAACACGCUGAAGGGGGACUGGAGCCGCUGGCAGAAGAACAUGAGGUCUGAUCUGAGAUCAGUCUUCACCCGGACGGCAGAGAAGAACGUGGAAUAUUAUGAGAAGUGUCUGGCCGUGUGGGAGGCGUUCCUGCUGUCUCAGCAGACUGAGCCCAGUGAAGGAGGAGACAAGCACUACUGAUCUUCCCUAACGCAUUCAUCAAAACACCAAAGUGUCCAAAGAGAAGUUUUUACCUGCAGUUCAAAUACUUCAGUUCUACAGCAGGCAUUGCCUAAGAUAUCUGUAUAAACGUAACUGUGCCUUAUUCCCAGCUGAUCCAGAAACAGCAUUAAUUAUUACAGUGCAAUAAAAAAUAAAAUAAAAAUUUCAAGCUGGAAAAAAUA